GUAAACGAUGGGGUAAAAAAUACGAAAGUCGCUUACCACGUGCCACGCCGUGAUGAUGAGAAGCAGAUUACUAACGAUAAGAAACCGUACAUACUUCGUUUUUUGGAAAGGCAAUGGGCGGUCAGGGUUGAGGAAGGACGGGAAAGUCGCGUUGAAUCGCCAAAAUCCAGAAAAAAGAAGAAGAAAUUAGAUGUGAAGAAGAGAGCCAGUGAUGAUAUGCCAUCAACGUCAUCAGAUCCAAAAACAAGAAGAUUAAGUUGA
This is a messenger RNA of Strongylus vulgaris, 261 nucleotides long. The record is from the annotation of a GenBank genome assembly. Lineage: Eukaryota; Metazoa; Nematoda; Chromadorea; Rhabditida; Strongylidae.